This is a messenger RNA of Photinus pyralis (common eastern firefly), 1751 nucleotides long. Its product is annotated as ankyrin repeat, SAM and basic leucine zipper domain-containing protein 1-like. Gene Ontology annotation, cellular component: pi-body. Bases 92 to 1414 code for a protein of 440 amino acids. Gene Ontology annotation, molecular function: protein binding. The record is from RefSeq and is a predicted model, not a curated record. Lineage: Eukaryota; Metazoa; Arthropoda; Insecta; Coleoptera; Lampyridae. The transcript has 6 exons. Gene Ontology annotation, biological process: piRNA processing.
CUAUCUUCAUGUAGGUUAUUGUUUCUGUUACUUUAACCUUACUUUUUUUAAAAUCUUAAAUAACUUUGGAUUAUUUCAUUGAAAUUCUAAAAUGGAUUACGACGAUUAUGAUGAUUUCGACGACUUUCUAUCGGAUGAUUCCGAUAUUUCCGUUAAUAUGAACCAUCCCAGGCCGCCACCCGAAGUAACAUACGAGCAGAAGCUUCAAAACCUUUUCUUUUAUAUUAUGCGUGGGAACCUGGAAGGAAUUUGCGAAUUACUCGAUUCGGGCAUAGAAACCAAUUGUGCUUUACAAGAUCGUUGGAAACCACUGACUUUAGCCGCAUCUGUUGGUAACGAGCAAAUCGUUCACGAGUUAGUUGUACGCGGUGCAGAUGUAAACGAUCACCGAGAUCAUGUUACUGUAUUAAUGCUGGUAUGUAGCUGUCUUGAAAAGAACUCGCCAUUUGAAAAGUGUUACGAAAUUGUUGUGGAGUUAAUAGAAUGUGGCGCCAAAGCCGAUGCGUGUACCCGACGAAAAGAAACUGCUUUAAUGUUUGCGUCUGGUAUUGGAAAUGCAAAAAUUGUAGAGAAACUGCUUACAUGUUCGAAUAUUUUAGCCGAAGAUCAACGAGGAUGGAAUGCACUAUUUUGGGCUGUAAAUUCUAAUAAGGUAGAGAUAGUUAAAAUACUUCUGAAUGCGGGAUUGAAUCAUACAAAACCAGAUGUGUGCGGUAAUACACCUUUGGAAUUGGCAAAAAUGCAGGAAUUUACCGAGAUUAUCAGCCUUCUCUCGGAGGAUACUGGCGAUACAAUGUGUGUGCCAAUGAAGAACACUUACGACCUAGAAGAUUUUUUAUCAGAGUCAAAUAGGCCUCAAUUUCUGCCCGAUAUUCUUUCAAUUCUGUAUGGGGCACGGUGUGAAAGCCUUCAAAAUCUAUUCGUAGAUACUGAUUUACUAGCAUUCUUAUCUUCAAAUGAAAAUUCUUUAUCGGAACUAGGAGUCAGAUUGCCUUACCAACGCAAGAGGAUAUUAAUGGGUUUAAGCAACUUUCAUAAACAUUUGUUUAAGAAGAAAUCAAUUCCAACUGUCCCAAAAAAUGCGGAAUAUACAACUAUUGAUGUCUCUCACGCUUUAUUUGCAGCAGUACGUCACUUGACUGUAAUGGAAGCUAAUUUGGUGUACAUAUUACAGUCCAAUAACCAUGAUUGGAACGAGUAUGCCGAGAGUAUCAGCAGCAUAAGAAGAAAGUUCAUUUUUAUGAAAAAGGUUGCUAAUGAUUUAGACAGGUUAACGCAACAGUGGGACCAUGGCAGUAAACCUGUCGAUUUGAUCAUAAGAACGAAGAAUUCAUGGUUGAAGCUUAUCAAAAAGUUCACCUACUGCGGUAUUGUUCUAAUUGGUGGUACUUUUUUAAUUAAAAAAAUUAUUUAAGCGCAAAGUAAUGAAACUGACAUGUGAUUGUGAUAUUACUAUCAUUCCUAGCCUUUUUAUUGCUAAUGUCAUUUGUUGUGCCAUUAUUAUCCACUUCAUUACAAUUUAAGUGUUUAAAAUAUGCCUUAAACGUAUUGCUGCCAAACAUUGAAAAGUGUAAUCUAUGCAUUGUUGGUCUAACAACAUUUUAAAAAAAUGGGAGUGUUUACCCCCUAGUUUAUGUAAGUUACUUAUCUUCAUUUCUGAACACCUGAGAGGUGGAAGUUGAUAUCAUUACUUAAAUAAGAAACAAAGUUGUCUUUGUAAUCAUAUUACCUUAAUUGAAUAAUAAAUUUUA